AUGCCCCCUCCCCGCUGCUCCCGCUGCCCCCUCCCCUCCUCCCUGCUCCGCUCCCGCUCCCUCCGACCUUUUUGCCGACGCUGCUUCCUCGACGCCUUCGAAUCCGAGACCCUCCGGGCUCUGCUGCCGCCCCAAAAUCCGGGAGUUUCGCCCCGAAAAGGCCAAGCCGUGGCCGUGGCCGCCUCGGGGGGCAAAGACUCGACGGUGCUCGCUCAUCUCCUGGUGCGGCUGAACCGCGAGCGGGGCCUGGGGCUGCGCCUGGCGCUUCUGGCCGUGGACGAGGGGAUUUGGGGUUACCGGGACGAAGCUUUGGGGGUGUUGAAGGGGGUGGGGGUGGGGUUGCCCCUCCCCCUCCUGCUGGUGUCCCACCGGGAGGUUUUCGGGUGGGAUUUGGAUGAUUUGGGGCCGGCCAUGGGAGGGAGGAGUCGCUGCACCGUGUGCGGGGUGUUCCGGAGGCAGGCGCUGGAGAGGGCGGCGCGGGAGAUGGGUGCGGAUUGGAUCGCUACUGGCCACAACGCCGAUGACGUGGCCGAGACGGUGCUGAUGAAUUUUCUGCGGGGCGACGUGGCCCGGCUGCGGCGCGCGGCCAACGAGGCCUCCAUGGGGGCCACCAACGGGACCUCGGGGGCCACCGACGAGGCCACCACGGCCACCAACAUCCCCAGGGCCACCAACGAGGCCUCAGGGGACGCUGUGGCCACCAACGAGGUCGCGUUGGCCACCAACAAGGUGGAGGUUCCUCCGCCCUCAAUGAUGUCCAGUGGCCCAAUGGAUGCCAACGGUGGCCGAAGGAAACUCCUGGGAAACGCGAUGGAAUUCUUGGAACGCUCAACUGAAUCUUUGGAGAAGUCAAUGGAAUCCCCCAGAAACUCAACGGAGCUCUUGGAAAACUCAACGGAUUUUUCGGCAAACCCAACAAAAUCCAACCAAAACCCAACGGAAUCAUUGGAAAACUCAACGGAACCCGACGAGAACCCAACGAAACCCAACGAGAACUCAACAGAGCCCAACGAGAACUCAACGGAGCCCAACGAGAACUCAACAGAGCCCAAGGAGAGCCCAACAAAAGCCAACGAGAACCCAAUGGAACCCAACGAGAACUCAACGGAGCCCAAGGAGAGCCCAACAAAAGCCAACGAGAACCCAAUGGAAUCCAAUGACGACCCAACGAAACCCAACGAGAACCCAACUGAACUCAAUGAGAACCCAGCGAAACUCAACGAGAACCCAACAGAACCCAACCACAACCCAACAGAAUGCAAGGGAAACUCAAUGGCACUCAGCGAGAACUCAGUGAAACUCAAGCGUGACCCGACAAAACCCAACAACGACCGCGAUCCAAUGGAACUCAACGAAAACCCAAUGAAGCUCAACGAAAACCCAAGAAGACUCAACGGGAACCCAACAAAACCCAACGAGAACCCAACGAAACCCAACAAGAACUCAACGAAACUCAAGAACCCGACGCAACCCAACGAGAACCCAACAAAACCCAACAAGAACUCAACGAAACUCAAGAACCCGAAGCAACCCAACGAGAACCCAACGAAACCCACCAAGCCCCCGAGGAGCCCCGACCCGGUGGUGCCGCGGCUGAAGCCGCUGCGGCACGCGGCGCAGAAGGAGAUCGUGCUCUACGCCCAUUUCCGGGGCCUGCCCUACGCCAGCGCCGAGUGCCGGCACGCGCCCCUGGCCUUCCGCGGCCACCCGCGGGCGCUGCUCAAGGACCUGGAGGCCUCGCGACCGGCGGCCGUGGCCGCGCUGGCCCACUCGGGGCGGCGGCUGGCCCUGGGCGCGGCGCCGGGCGCGGGGGCGGCGCCGGGGGCCUGCGGGCGCUGCGGGGCCGCGGCCAGCGGGGAGCUGUGCAUGGCCUGCGUCCUGCUGGCCGCGCUGGACAAGGGCCGGCCGAAGGUGGCGCUGGGCAAGCGCGGGCUCAGGGCGGCUACCGAGGGCGGGAGAGGGGGCGGCGACCCCUGGGAGGGCGGCGGCGGCUACCGGGAGGGUGGCGGUCAAGGGUGCGGCGGCCGCGGGGGCUGUGAGUGCAGGGCCGGUGGUCAAGGGGUUGGUGGCCACGGGGCCGGGGGUCAGUGGGAAGAGGGUGGCGGUGGCCUCCAAGAUGGCGCCGGCGGCCACGGGGGCGGAAAUCCCGGUGGUCGGGCGGGCUCUGCCGGCCCCGGUGACCACCGGGACCGGGGUUUCGGUGGCCCCGGUGACCACCUGGCAGGGGACAUUGGUGGCCACAGUGACCCCCGGGCCAGGCCGGUGCAGGUGGAGCUGCUGAGCCGGGCCGGACGCUCCGAGUGGCGCAGCCUGAGGGGCUUCGGUCACGGCCGGAGGGGCCUGGGGGACACCAGGGGUGGCCUUGGGGACAUCUGGGACUUCUGA
Messenger RNA from Cinclus cinclus, 2385 nucleotides. It is a transcript of the gene CTU1, whose product is annotated as cytosolic thiouridylase subunit 1. The record is from RefSeq and is a predicted model, not a curated record. The transcript is spliced from 2 exons. Gene Ontology annotation, biological process: tRNA wobble position uridine thiolation. Gene Ontology annotation, cellular component: cytosolic tRNA wobble base thiouridylase complex; mitochondrion. The coding region runs from base 1 to 2385 and encodes 794 amino acids. Gene Ontology annotation, molecular function: tRNA binding. NCBI's taxonomy places the organism in Eukaryota, Metazoa, Chordata, Aves, Passeriformes, Cinclidae.